Messenger RNA from Dentiscutata heterogama, 368 nucleotides. Lineage: Eukaryota; Fungi; Glomeromycota; Glomeromycetes; Diversisporales; Gigasporaceae. The record is from the annotation of a GenBank genome assembly.
UUCUCCAAGAAACAUCUAAUUUUGAUUCAGAGUCUGAGUCGUCAGAUGAUGAAAAUGAAAGUGACAUAUCCUUUGAUAUUCAAGAAAAUCAGACUAAAAAUGACACUGAAUUAAUUACCCCCGGCUCAAAAAAAAUGUCUUUUGCUAAUGCAGAAACUCGUAAUAAUACUAUUAAUGAAUAUAGACUUCAACUUCACCAACUAAUGAAUAUACAAUCACCAACAUCAAAUAAAAAUAUUACUUCACCUAGCUCAAAAAACCUCUUCCCUAAUAAUAUUUUUAAGAAGCUUAUAUUUGGUAGUGCUCAAAGAUCAGUUGAAUUUACGGAUGAAUUGGAUUCUUAUCUUGACUUAAAGCAAACACCAUAA